CUGUCAUCAUCAUUAUUUGGAAAACUUGUUAGGACCAAAAAAAUGGUAGAAAUUCAUAGUGAAUCUGAAGAGACAAGUUUUAACAACAUUCGUAGAAGAAACAUUUCUACUCGUAAUUCUGAAAGGUUUCAUGAGAUAGAAACUAUCAAAUGGGACCAAAAUGAAGAUUUUAAUAUUUAUACAAAGAGAUUUUACGAGCUUGCUGACGUUGCCGGACUGGAUGAUGAACCUGAGCAACGUCAAGUAGAAUUAUUUUUGCAAUCUCUUCCACCCAGUCUCGUCAAUAUUAUUCAAACACAAAUUAAAAAUUUUCAAGUUUUUCGUCAAGAAUUUCAACCUACUUUAAAGCAAGUAGUUCAGAUUGCUACAAACCAUGUUGACGAACUUAGAAAUAAAUCAAUCCAUGAUGACGAAAUUAGAAAUAAAUCAAAUAAAUCUUUAUCUAAAUCACUUUGGUCGUUAUAUGAAGUUUUUCUCAAUUAUGAGAAAAUAGAACGCCGUUAUAUUAUCUGGCCAAUUUUAAUCUUCUUACUAGCGAGUUUGAUUUUUGCUCCAUAUAUGCUUUCCGGAAAUCCAGAGGACUCUGUUUUUCGAGAUUUUGCAAAAUCAACUUAA
Molecule: messenger RNA, 615 nt
Organism: Dentiscutata heterogama
Lineage: Eukaryota; Fungi; Glomeromycota; Glomeromycetes; Diversisporales; Gigasporaceae
Source: the annotation of a GenBank genome assembly